UAUAAGGCACUGAAGGUGAAGGUCAACAGUUAUGUUGCCAAUUAUCUUGACCAUGGAUAUAGCAUGUCCAAUCAGCCAGCCAGGAAGAUCGAGGAAUUGAUGAAGCUGAUCCUUGCAGAAUACCCAAAUAUAGCCUCCAAAUAUCAUGACGGAUGGCCGAUUAGUGAUUUCAUUCAUCUCCGCGUCAAGUAUACCUCAUCACAUAUUGCUGGUCAACACUCAGUCCGUCAAGGGCGGGAUUAUCCAAAAAAUAUUAAGAAAGCACUAGUGGGUAUUGACCCGUUUCUCCUUGCAUGGUUCUGA
Molecule: messenger RNA, 303 nt
Organism: Laetiporus sulphureus 93-53
Lineage: Eukaryota; Fungi; Basidiomycota; Agaricomycetes; Polyporales; Laetiporaceae
Exons: 2
Source: RefSeq, a predicted model, not a curated record